This is a messenger RNA of Pseudozyma hubeiensis SY62, 1902 nucleotides long. Its product is annotated as snf1p protein kinase activator; Snf4p. NCBI's taxonomy places the organism in Eukaryota, Fungi, Basidiomycota, Ustilaginomycetes, Ustilaginales, Ustilaginaceae. The coding region runs from base 1 to 1902 and encodes 633 amino acids. The transcript has a single exon. The record is from RefSeq and is a predicted model, not a curated record.
AUGGACGUCCCAAGAUCAAGAGCCGUCUCUAGUGGGGCGAGCUCUGGUGCAGGCGUCGACAUCCCCGGCGCAUCCACCUCGCAGGCGAGUUCGUCACGCCUCGCACCCAGCGCACGAGCUCGUCGCGAACGCGAGAGAAGCGGUAGACCCAAGGACAAGCAUGCGCUCGCACUCCGCUCCAUUCGCGACUUUCUCCGUGGUCGCAGCAGCUACGACGUGCUGCCCGUUAGUUUCCGUCUUAUCGUGCUCGACACCAAGCUCGUCGUCAAGCCUGCGCUCGAGGUCAUGUGGCAGGCCGGUGUCGUGUCUGCUCCUCUUUGGCAGUCGACUCCGCACGAAAUGCUCGGCAGCUCGACCAGCCAGUCAGAGUCGCACUCGCAACCAGAAGAAGCACAACCUUCGGACACCACACAGCAAUCCCCUGCAGACGGAGAGCACGUUAGCCCCAAGACCGCUCAAUCCUCACUCCCCUCCGACACCAAGCCUGCAGCCCCUGCCAUCACCUCGUCACAUCAACUCUCCGGAUUCGCCGGCAUGCUCACCGUCAACGACAUCAUCCACCUUAUUCAGUACUACUACCGCCACUCUUCCUACGACUCCGCCUCGGCCGACGUCGAAAAGUUUCGACUAGAACGGCUACGAGACAUCGAGCAGGCGCUCAACGUCCCACCCCCACCGCUGCUCUCCGUGCAUCCGUUGCGACCGCUGUUCGACGCGUGUCAGCUGCUGAUCAAGACGCACGCGAGGAGGUUGCCGUUGUUGGAUUACGAUGAGCAGACGGGUAUGGAGACGGUCGUGUCGGUGUUGACGCAGUACAGGGUGUUGAAGUUCAUCGCGAUGAACUGUAGGGAGACGGCGGCGUUGGAGCGGAGUCUGAGGACGUUGGGUAUUGGGACGUUCUGUCAGAGUUACAGAGCAGGGAAAGCGGGUGGUGGAUCGCACAGGGGCUCCGAUGCAAGCGAACCUGGGCUGGUCAAGAGCGAUCCCAGAGAUCUGAGUAUGAGCGAGUUGAACGCGGCGGCGGCGAAUGCGGAAGAGCCUGAUGGACCGGCCAAGGAAUCGGAUGCUAGCAACGCCUUUAAAGGUGCUACUGGUGGUGGGGACGGCGAUCCAACGAAUUCAAACCCUUUCGCACCCAUCGCCACAGCUACGCUCGACACCACCGUCUUUGACGUCGUCCACAUGUUCUCCGAACGCGGCAUCUCCGCCGUACCCAUCCUCGACGAAGAAGGCAACGUCGUUGACCUCUACGAAACCGUCGACGUCAUCACGCUCGUCCGCACCGGCGCCUACACCUCUCUCGACCUGACCAUCCGUCAAGCGCUGGAACGACGACCGCCCGAUUUCGCCGGAGUCUGGACCUGUUCUCCCGAGGAUUCGCUCGCCUCGAUCUUUGCGCUCCUGCGCAAACGACGUGUUCACCGGCUGCUGGUGUUGGAACCUGAACCGAUGGUGCUGAAGAAGCAGGAUUUUACGGAUAAAACGGCACCCUUGGAAGAACUCGAUAGCUACGUCGACGAUCUCGUGCAGGAGGAGAAGGAGAGGGAGAAGCGGGAAAAGCAGGAAUUCGUCGAUGAUUCUCGCGCUCCGUUGGAGGAGAGGUUGGAAAAGGGCGAUCCGACCAGGCGGAGUAGGGGUAGGUUGGUGGGGAUCGUUUGUCUCAGCGAUAUCUUGAGGUAUGUGAUCGGUGAGCAGGUCAAGGAUGAGGGUAUGAGGAGUAGGGGUACGAGCGUAGCGAGCAGCUUGGGUGGUGCAACGGAUGCAGGUGGGCAGACGGGUUCCGCGGCAGACGCAUCAGCCUCCUCAGCAGCCGCCGUUGCGACCACCGCCAAUGUCGUCAGCCCCACAACUACGCUAGAUGCUACUCAGACCAUCUUGGAGGAUCAACCGCUCGAGCUGUGA